AUGGUUGACCAAGCUGAGGUGACAGCAACAUCAACAUCAACAUCAACCGCGAGCUCUCCGCCAGUCCUAACAAAAUCAUCCACCGUCUCGACGUCGUCGACGUCCCCAUCAGCUCUCCCCACGCCACCAUCCAAGUCGGAUGCAAAGCCCAUUAAAUUGAGAGCCGCGUGUAAUCAUUGCUUUUCGGCCAAGGUGAGUGAGAGUGAUACCAUGUCUGUCCAACUCGAAUCAUUUCUGACGGCCAUGGGACAGGUUCGAUGUGAUGGCAAUAAGCAAGGCUGCCGGAGAUGCUCCGAGAAACGACUAUCUUGCGUCUAUAGCGAGUCGAGAGUCGGCAAAGUUGUGGGUAAACGACGGAAACGACCCGUAGACGACUCAAUCGGCAACAUUAAUUCCCAAUCAUGGAUUGUCAACACAGCCCCUGUUCAAUCAAUACCUUCACCAGCCAACACUCAGGGCUCCGACGAACCAGUGAAAAGGCACUGUAAUGUAACCCCAUGGACCUCUUUCAUCGCCGGUCCGGAGGAACCGGGAUUUCUCAGCUUCGAUGAGACAGCGGAUGCUCUUCAUGCCAUCGACAUGGCCGACAACCGAAGUUUUUCCAUGACCAGCGAGAUGACCUUUUUCAAUAAUAGUGGGCUGCCUACGCCAGCUCUCAGCCCACCGCAAUUCACAAGGUACCUAUCACCGGCCCAACUGGAAACUCGUCCCACUUCCAGGCAUACCUUUGUGCAAGCCGAUGCAUCGCAAUUACAGCUACCUCAGCGAAGCCCAGCGGCAACCCGCCAAGUGGACAGCGUGCAGGAAGACGAAGAAAUGGUUUGCAUCAAACUUCUGGCCCACAUCAAGAAGCAUGCGAGUGAUGAGAUGCAGCCACGGGAGUUGCAGAUCGAUCUUCUUCGAAAGUGCAAUGCUGCGAUGCAGAGAAUUCUGAGAAGUCAGACGAUUCGAUCGGAUUACGCUUGCCAUUUGGUACUAUCAAGCAUCAUCACUCAUCUCGUGCAGUUAUGUGAGAGGCUUUGCGUAUGCAAAAUGGAGGAGCCUCGAGCUCUGGAUUCACAGUUUCUUCAAGACCAAGUGCAUUUCGCCGAGGCGAUGCCUGGCUUCUUUGAUGCAGCCAUGUGUUCUACCAUGGUGACGGCCGAACAGGACCAGUUGGUCCACCUCGUCUCGGAGGUGAUGACAUUCGUUUCCGCCGUUGGGGAGAUGCUCAAGCAAAAGCCGAUGCCAGGAUUUCAAUAUCUGGGCAGGCAUGAAACCCUACACUUUGAAUUAGAACAAAGAUUACGGCAAGCUUCGAUGCAGCUGCAAUGA
Messenger RNA from Exophiala bonariae, 1314 nucleotides. RefSeq lists its product as uncharacterized. Gene Ontology annotation, molecular function: DNA-binding transcription factor activity, RNA polymerase II-specific; zinc ion binding. Bases 1 to 1314 code for a protein of 437 amino acids. The record is from RefSeq and is a predicted model, not a curated record. The transcript has 2 exons. NCBI's taxonomy places the organism in Eukaryota, Fungi, Ascomycota, Eurotiomycetes, Chaetothyriales, Herpotrichiellaceae. Gene Ontology annotation, biological process: regulation of DNA-templated transcription.